Messenger RNA from Archocentrus centrarchus (flier cichlid), 1800 nucleotides. It is a transcript of the gene ccdc78, whose product is annotated as coiled-coil domain containing 78. Gene Ontology annotation, cellular component: cytoplasm. NCBI's taxonomy places the organism in Eukaryota, Metazoa, Chordata, Actinopteri, Cichliformes, Cichlidae. The record is from RefSeq and is a predicted model, not a curated record.
AUGAGUUGUAUUUGUGUUGGGGAGCCAUGGAAACAUUGUUGGUGGUUACAAGCAACAGUUGGCCAUGAAGGAAAAAUGAUGGAUGCUCAGGACCAAACUUCAGAUCAACUUCAGAAACAAGUUCAAGCUGUGACAGAAGAAAAUUUGCAGUUGCGUAACAAAUAUGAGCGUGUGUUCACCAAAGUGGGCCACCUGGAGACCAGAUUGAGCCACCUGGCCACCUCUAACACAGACCUGUCCCACAGGCUGGUCCAGAGCGAAGAGGAAAGACUGAAGAUCUACAAGGAGCUUGUAGAGGAGAAAAUUGAGACUAAUAAGAUACGAGAGCACUAUGAAGAAGAGACAUUUGAGCUGAAAACCAAGAUACUGAACCAAGAAGGUGUGAUAACAGAGCUGGAAAUAGAGCGAGACAGGUUGUUCAGGGAACUUGAGUCCACUGGGGUAUCCCUGAGAGUAAAAGAGAAGAAUGGCCAAGACUUGACUGAGGAGCAUGCCACACUAAAGAAAAACUACCAGAUUCUGGUUGAGGCCCACAAUAAAGAACUAGCCAAGAGUGGAGAGCUGACUGCAGAGCUGCUGGCACUGGCCCAGGCCCAGGAUGCCCUCCACAGGCAGCUGGAGGAGCAGCAUCAAUGUGUUAAGACCACCACCGAGGGCCUUCAUGGAGAGCUGGACAGGGUGCAGGCUUUGAUCAGCCACAUGUCACAUAACAGAGUCAAGCCCGAGGAACUAGCAGAGUUGGACAGGGAGCAAAAAAACGUGCAGAAAACUCUCCUCGAAAACCAAGAUGAGAUCAAAGACAAGCUGGAGAAAAUGAAGAGCAGCUACAAGGAGCAGCAGAAGAACCUGGAGGAGAAAGUGGUGGCGAUGGGUAAAGAGCACCAGGAGAUCAACAGAGCAAUGCAUAUUAGCCAGCAGAAACUCUCUGAGCAGAGUGCGGCCCUGAUGUGCUCUCAGAGCCAAUUAAAAGAGGUAGAGGAGGAGAACUCUAAGCUGCAGCUGCGGCUGAAAGAGCUGAACGAGGAAUAUCGCGCAAGGCUGGUUUAUUAUUUAGAGGACUUAGCUGAUUACUUUGAUGGGCUUGGAGAAAGUAAAAGCCCAUCAGAGCAGAGCAAGAUGAGAGCAUUCCUCGACAGCAUGCUGCAGGACGUUCGUUUGUCCUACAGGGUGAGAGAGGAGCAGCUCGCCACCGCUGCUCGCUCCUAUAAGAAGAGACUACAGAGGAUCACCAAAACUCAUCAUGCACUCCUGAUUGCAUACAGGGUUCAGAGAGACCAGAUCUUGGCCAAACCAGAGAAUAACCUAGAACCUGGGCCUCCAGAAGCCCACUUCAGCUUGGAGCCGACUGAACUGAAAGAUGCAAUCGAAAAGGAGCUCCAACAACUUCGCCAGGACAAGGCAAGGCUGGAAGGUCAGCUGCAGGCGUCCCGGGAGCAGGUGGCUAUUUUCAAAAUGAAAAAUGUAAACUGUCAAGAAUGGGUACCAGACAAACUGAAGCAGCUAUGCAAGGAAUCCUGUGGUGACAUAAGAAAAUAUGAGGGGCCAAAACAGCUGAGGGAGAUCACCGAGUCCACGACAGAAUUUAAUUUCUUCAAACAGGCUUCCUUUGAGAAGGAGCGUGCUCUUCUCCUGACCAGAGCAGCAGUUGCAGAGGCGCAGGUGUUGGAGUUGCAGAACUAUACUGAUAACCACCUGGGCAGGUACGAACAAGAAAUCACACAUCUGCGUGGAUUGCAUGGGACAGUGGAGGAGGAGGGGCGUUCCCAAAGCGAACAUUUAGCUCCCCAUUAAGGAAAUGAG